GGGAGGUGGGUGCAGUGAAGAGACUGCCAACUCUACUUCUCCACUGCUUGGUUAAGGUUUUAUUAAGAGAGAGAACAGUCAGAGGCGUUAGGAAGAGUUCAGAGCAGAGAGAGAAAGAAGUAGACUGAGCGUGGCCAGCAGACUGGACGUGGCCAGGGCUGUCUGUGAGAGACUUGAGAAGAGCAGGGGCUGGAGGAGAGAAGGAGCUUAGUGAGAGCAGAAGCAGCCAAGAACAGUGAGAAUGGGAUGCACAGCUGUGGGGAGGAAGCUGGACGGAGCUCUGAGUAGAGGCACUGCCUUUUGAAGGUUGGGAAUUGGAGCAUCCUUUGGACCUGAGAGUAGGGAGCUUUCUUUUCCUCUGUGUAGACCCAAGUGUCCCGGAACUCAAUCUAUAAGCCAGGCUGGCCUCCAACUCACAUGCUUCUGCCUUCUGAGAGUGGUGAGAUUUUUUUUUUUUUUUUUUAUCAGCAGCAAUGCAGAAGGAAACUUGGGAGUUGAACAAUGGUCCAUAAACACUGCUUCCAUCCUCCAGACAGGACAGGCAGAGAAGAGGCACUAUUUAUUUACAGUCUAAAAAAAAAGUCCUCACCCUUCCCCUCUCAUUCCCACAGUGAUAAAAAGGAUCAUGUUCCCCUCGGAGUAAAGAGCAACCCUGCAUGGCAAUGUGAUAGUGCAAAAUCCAGAAUGGAUGUCCUCUUUAUAGCCCUCCUUGUGGCACCACUUGUCCUGGGGCAGGAAUAUGAGGAUGAAGAACAGCUGGAAGAGGUUGAUUACUAUCAAGUGUCGUAUUAUUAUUACACAGUGACCCCUAAUUAUGAUGACUUUAAUGUAAACUUCACUGUUGAUUACUCCGCGUUUGAGUCAGAGGAUAGGUUGAACAGUUUGAAUGAGGAGGUAACAACAACAGAAGCGGUGGAGACUAGCGCUUCCUCGUACAGUCUUCAUACCGAACCUGUGGACCAUCAGAAUCCUGUAACCACGAAACCAGUGACUAUGAAACCAGUGACCACGAAACCAGUGACUACCAAACAAGUGACUACAAAACAAGUGACCACAGAAUCACAGAGUCCAGAUCAGAAUGAUGCCAUAUCCGCUCUGCAGAGUCCUGUGUCCUGUCUUCUGUUAUGGAUCCUCCUUCAAGGAGGGGUGCAUUUUAUGUAGAAGGUGAGAGAAGGCUGCUAUGACUCUUCGGACUAGAAUUCUUUGGCAAGAAUUUGGAUGGAAAAUAAAAAAUUAAGUUUUGCCUGCUUCUUAA
This is a messenger RNA of Rattus norvegicus (Norway rat), 1255 nucleotides long. NCBI's taxonomy places the organism in Eukaryota, Metazoa, Chordata, Mammalia, Rodentia, Muridae. The record is from RefSeq and is a predicted model, not a curated record.